CUGCUGCUCCGACGGUAUGAUAUAAAGACCCGAGAUGCGUGGAGACACAUCAAAGCAGUGGUACAGAACGAAGCGUGCGGAUUACUGUUGCGAUUUAACAUGAAUUAUUUGAACAUAAUUUUAAUAUUAUGCUCGCUGGCCGUAGCAGCGACGCAGGGGCUAGAAGAAAGCAACACGGAUGGACAGAGACGGAGCACCGGUGGCUACGGUCUGCUGAGACCCGGCUACGGCAACCCUGGCUACGGCGGUGGAUAUAAUAGCGGCUACGGCGGUGGUUACGGAGGUGGCAACGUCGGUGGUUACGGCGGUGGUUACGGCGGUGGUUACGGCGGCGGCUACGGAGGAGGAUAUCAACCCGGCUACGGCGGUUACCAACCCGGUUAUGGCCAAGGAGGGUACCCCGGUGGUUACCCUGGAGGCGGCUACCCGGGUAACCAAGGAGGAUUUGGAGGUGAGAACAUUAUUCAUACUACUAAUGGAUUGAUGUCUGCAGGCGGAUAUCCUGGAUAUCCCGGUGCUGGGUACCCGGGACCCGGGUACCCAGGAUACGGCGGGUACCCCGGUUUCGGAGGGUACCGUCCAAACUACCGGCCGAACUACCCUCCAAACAACUACGGCUACCCGGGCUACAACCAGUGGAAGCCUACCUACAAUCAAUACAGACCGGGCUACGACCGACAAUAUCCCGGUAACACUGGAAACUAUCUCGGAGGCUACGACGGAUUCAACGACAACUUCAGGCUGGUGGGAAGGAAGGUGGGCGAGGACAAGAAGACCAGCUCUGAAGAGAAGUACACGGUGUAAUCUCACUCAUAUUGUUGUUCAUUAAAUUAUUUUUUA
Cydia splendana is the source of this 840-nucleotide messenger RNA. Its product is annotated as keratin-associated protein 19-2-like. The record is from RefSeq and is a predicted model, not a curated record. The coding region runs from base 100 to 804 and encodes 234 amino acids. NCBI's taxonomy places the organism in Eukaryota, Metazoa, Arthropoda, Insecta, Lepidoptera, Tortricidae. The transcript has 6 exons.